This is a messenger RNA of Ziziphus jujuba (common jujube), 1852 nucleotides long. RefSeq names its product disease resistance protein RPP2B-like. Bases 29 to 1852 code for a protein of 607 amino acids. Gene Ontology annotation, biological process: defense response. Lineage: Eukaryota; Viridiplantae; Streptophyta; Magnoliopsida; Rosales; Rhamnaceae. The transcript is spliced from 5 exons. The record is from RefSeq and is a predicted model, not a curated record.
GUCUUUUACUAGAGAAGAUGCAGAAAAGAUGUUAGAUGCAGGUAACUCCUUUGUGAAAAUUGGAUUAACUGUUCUUAUUGAAAAGUCUUUAAUUGAAAGUUGUGAAAACAACGAGCUCUGGAUGCAUGAUUUACUGCGGCAAGUGGGUCAGACAAUUGUUCGUGACGAACACAGAGAACCUGGUAAACGUAGUCGAUUGUGGGAUGUUAAAGAUGUUUGCCAUGUCUUGGAAAGAAAUACGGGUACCGCAGCAGUUGAAGGCAUCUCAUUCAACAUGUCUAAAAUUAGUAAAGAUAUAAAAGUGUGCCAUGCAGCCUUCUCAGAGAUGUAUAAUCUACGAAUUCUCAAAAUUUAUUGUGACAAGAAGUUCAAACUGUCUUGGUUAUACCCUUUAAAAUCUUUGCCAUCAAUGUUUUCUCCUGAAAAUCUUGUUGAACUGAUACUACGUGGCAGCCAUAUACAAAAACUUUGGAAUCAUCAUGAAGUUAAGUCUGUUCCAACAUUAAGGAGGAUCGAUCUUAGCUAUUCCAAGUUCCUUACUCAAAUAUCAAAUCUGUCUCUGGCUCCGAGUCUGAGUAUAAAUCUUGAAGGCUGUAAAAGCCUGGUUCAGGUGCUUUCAUCUCUUCAAAAUCUUGAGAAGCUUACUUAUCUAAAUUUGAAUGGCUGCUCCAAACACAGAGAUCUUGAUGAUAAAUCAAAAAGAGCAGAGGGGUACUUGGAUGUUGCAAGGUUAGGAGGCAUUAAGAAUCUUUGGAAGAAUUUCACAUAUCUCAAAAGUUGCAUCCAAAAUUUUACAGGCAAUUUAUGUCUCUACUCAUCUCAGGGUCACAUUUCCCAAAAGUUUGCACCCAAUUUAAGAUGUUUACUUUUACGUCAGACAGCUAUAGAGACACUGCCACCAUCAAUUGGGGAUCUCUCGGGUCUCGUGCAACUAGAUUUGUUUUCUUGCAGAAACUUUAAAAGUCUUCCAUCAAGCAUUUGUCAUUUGAAAUCUCUUGAAUCAUUAAAUCUAUGUGCUUGUGAGAAACUGAAAAAGUUUCCCAAAAUCUUGAAGCCCAUGAAACGCUUAAGUUAUCUUAAGUUAUCUUACUCAGGGAUUAAAGAUUUGUCAGAGUCCGUUGUAAAUCUAGUAUCCCUCAGAUAUUUAGAGACAUGUGGUUGCAAGGAUCUUGAGUUUCUUCCCAACUAUCUAUGUACUUUAAGGAACCUUAAGAGGAUAACGCUUUCCUACUGUUCAAAAAAUAAAAAAUUGCCUUCCCUUCCACAAUCUUUGCACGAGUUGUGUGUGGAUAAUUGUGAGAGAUUGAAAUAUUUACCGGAGCUUCCAUCGCUUUGUAAGAAUUUGUCUGCAAGUGGCUGCACGUCACUGGAGAACAUUUCAACCUGGAGUGCCGCCCCACUAUUGGACCAUCUGUCCGAUAUCUAUGUUUAUACUGAUUCUAUUGAUUUUUACGGAUGUGAAAAAUGGGAUCAGAAUACACACAACACCAUGAUAGCUGAUCGUGCAGUAAUUCAAAUUCUGGCUCGUAUAAAAGUUGCAUGGACCAUCGACGAUGGUAGUCUUUACAAAUAUCAUAAUUGUACUAAGUACGACAUGUUUAACAAGUCUAGUUCAGAUCACGUGCUCAUAUGGUAUGUAAAAAGACAGUCUUCGAAAUAUUGCCAAGGAUUGGAUGGACUAGAUUGGCCCACUACUUGUAGUACUGAGGCCUCUUUCCAUGUCUGUCUUGAUUAUUAUGAUUGGGUCUCGAAGCUCAGCAACGUAGGAAGUGAGUAUGGCGAGAUUAAGAAGUUUGGGGUUCGGUUUGUAUACAAACAAGACAUGGAGAGAUGUGAUGCAGAAACUGAAUGA